This is a messenger RNA of Silurus meridionalis, 5881 nucleotides long. RefSeq names its product UDP-GlcNAc:betaGal beta-1,3-N-acetylglucosaminyltransferase 2a (gene b3gnt2a). The record is from RefSeq and is a predicted model, not a curated record. The coding region runs from base 1112 to 2482 and encodes 456 amino acids. Gene Ontology annotation, cellular component: membrane. The transcript is spliced from 2 exons. NCBI's taxonomy places the organism in Eukaryota, Metazoa, Chordata, Actinopteri, Siluriformes, Siluridae. Gene Ontology annotation, molecular function: hexosyltransferase activity.
GUUUGUGUCUGUCUAUGUGUUUAUGUUUGUUUGUGUGUCUAUAUGUGUGUGUGUGUAUCUGUCUGCAUGUGACAUAUAGACACACAUAUGAACUUUAUUGUUCAUAUAUGUGUAUGUAUGAAUGUAGAAAUAUUCAUGUGUGUAAGAAUGAAGCACAAACACACUACAGCAUGAAUAAGGAGCAUAUAUGUUCAUCAUUAUGUCAUGUUGUGUUACACAGCAGAUAUUUCUAAAUAUUCAAUGUCAAAAAAAGAAGAAGAAAUGGUGUGUGUGUGCAGAAAAUCACAUGGUCUGCUAUAUUUCAGACGAAGUGAUGCAAUCACAACUGAACAAAAGUCUUUUUUUUAAACCUGUGAGACGGAAAACCUGCACUAAAAAUACCUUCAUUUUUGAAUGGCUGAAUUGUGUUUUUUAUUAUUAAUUGUUUCACUUAAUGAUCAGAAUCCGGAUCACAUACAACAAUUAGAAGCAAUUUCGAAUAAAUAUAUUUGUUAAGGACAACAUACUGGGGAUGGAUUGCAUUUUUUUUUUUUUAUCAGUGAUCAGUGUUUAAAAGUAUUAGGUGAACAUGUCUCACAAAAGUGAAAAUGAAACUCUGAUAUAUUUUAGAGUAUUAAUGUGCAUCUUGUAUAUCAGUAAAUAUUUACUGUCCUCUGGAAAUAUCUCAACAUACAGCCUAAAAGUGAGUUUCCACACUUUUCAGAGACACUAUAGAUGGAUAGAUAGAUACAAAUAAAAGAUCUGAUGCAUUGAAAAUAAAUAAUUGUUCUAAAAGUAAUGUGUGGGAAUGUAGAUGGCACACAGUGCAUGUACUGCAGAGCAUUUCCUGUGGUAAUAUCUGUGACCUUCAUGGCUUUCUGUAUCUGAGUCAGAGUUUGAGGAUGCAGAGCCGUAAUUGGUAUCAUGAGGCCACAGUAAUCAGGGACACAUGACACCGCUGUGCUGUGAGACAGAGAGCGAGAGAGAGAAUGUGGGCAUAUGAGAGGAAGAACCUAAAGCCAAAAGAUAAGAAAAAAUUUGACACCUAAAGUCACAGGACAGGAUGUGUGACCAUAAAGAAAAUGUCAGAUAUUUAUGAGACAUGGGACGGAGAGAUCAGGAAUGAGAAGUCAUGCAGCCCGUCAUGCCCUCGUGGCCCGAACUCCAGCGCUUUGGUACCAAGUGGAGAAUCUCCGGCUCGCUCAUGGAGCUCAGCAUUGGGCCACCCUGCUCCCACCCCUGCUCCUGCUUCAGCGCCAGCUGUGGAAAACGUCGACCCAGGAUGUUUGGCAGCGUGAAUAAAACCAAGUUGUUGGGAGUGAUGAUGAUGGUCAACUUCCUGAUUUACAUUCUGGUAGAGGUGACGCGCAGUUACGGAAGAUCGGACCCCACGAAGCCACACGUGCCCUUGAAGGAAUUUUGGAAAAAGCCCGAACUCAGCGUGGCCUAUUGGAACCGCAAGCAGCAGCAUCUCGACUAUGUUCGUAACCCCCUGAUCGUUUCCAGCACCGUUCACGCGAGCAGUGUGCCCGUCGAUGAGGUGACGUCGCAGACCUCCAAUCAGCCGAACCACUCCACCAAGGCAGAGCACUGCAAAACAGACUUUGCGAUAACCACCCAGAUUGAAGAUUACAAUUCCCUUCCUCAGCGCUUCAAAGAUUUCCUGUUGUUUAUGCAGUGUAGGUCGUACCCGAUACUUAUAGAUGCUCCAGGUGUGUGUUCAGAAACGCCUUUCCUGCUGCUUGCCGUGAAGUCUCUGACGCUUCAUUUCGACCGCCGUCAGGCAAUCCGGGAGUCCUGGGGACACGCCGGAAUCCUGACCAACCGUCGCGUGGUCACCGUCUUCCUCCUGGGCAAGACAACAGAAAGCGAUUACUUCCCGAAUGUUUCAGAGAUGCUCCAUUUUGAGGCGUCACUGCACGGCGACCUGCUUCAGUGGGACUACCGAGACACCUUCUUUAACCUCACGCUGAAAGAUGUGCUGUUCCAUGACUGGAUCGCUGAUAACUGCCCCUCGGCACGUUUCAUCUUUAAGGGGGAUGAUGAUGUCUUCGUGAAUACCCGGAGCAUCCUGAAUUUCCUUGGUGGCCUUUCGGCAACCAAGGAGCGAGAUUUAUUUGUCGGAGACGUAAUCAGUAAUGCCGGGCCACACCGGGACAAGAGGCUGAAGUACUACAUCCCUGAGAGUGUCUUUGUUGGAUCGUAUCCACCAUAUGCUGGAGGAGGAGGUUACCUGUACUCUGCUGAUGUGGGGCUCCGGUUGAGAAACAUCUCUCAGUAUGUCUCACUGUUCCCCAUCGAUGAUGUUUACAUCGGCAUGUGCCUGCAGAAACUGGGCCUUGUCCCUGAGAAGCACCAAGGCUUUAGGACUUUUAACAUAGAGAAAAAGUACAGAGAGAACCCCUGCACCUACCAAGGUUUAAUGCUGGUCCAUCCUAGAAGUCCGCAGGAGAUGAUUCAAAUCUGGAGUUGGAUUAGUGACCCUGGGCUGAACUGCCAGUGACAUACAUUUGGGUUUGGAAAUGUCUAAUUCUGGAUCCUCUGAUACUGAUUAGAUCCUGAUCUUUGGAAUUUCUGUUCUUGCACUAUUCUGACUAAAUUCAUAAAGGUUCUGAAUUUAUGGUGGUUCUGAAAGUCUCCAGUCUCUGACCCACAACUGAACAUCAGAUGAGUCCAGAACACGAUUCCUACAGUCUUGUCAUCCAUGAGGUAUUCUAUUUGAGUAAAAGUGGGAGAUAAGACCAUAGUGCACUUCUAGCAGCUAUCAAGUCAGCCUUGCAAAGUAAAUCUCAUCUCUCAACAGUUCCAACAAACUACUUUUUUUUUUUUUAUACCUUUUUCUAAAUCAUAUUUAAAGAAAUAUCACUAACAAACUAAAACCAUGGCACUUUUACAAAUGUAUUUCCUGGCUUUUCAGUGUUAAUGAUAUUUUAUACACCUUAAAAUACCAUCAAACUAUUUUUUUUUUUAAGAAUAAUUGUUAAUGAACUACUUCUUUGCAGUUGUACUUGUAGUAUCGUAGACCUGUCUUGAAAUAUUGUGGAAAUUCCGACCUUCCCAUACUUCUCUACAAUAUAUUUCAGUUCUAGUGAUGGCUUCAAUGGAUAUUCCAUGCAAAUUCAGGACCUUCUCACAUGCUUGCCUUUUUUGUGUAUUAUAUUUUCCUUAGGGAUCUUAGCUUGUACUCAUAAUUCUUAUACAUCUGCUAGUCACCUGGCAACAUAUAUGACCUUGUAUCUGCCUUGCAAAAGGGCUAUACUGUAUUUUUUAUAUCUUUUAAAUCAAACUAUAUAUAUAGUGUGGAGCUCAAGCUAUAGAAAUUUACCUUAUUUAUGAUUUAAUGAUAAAAAAAACAGCCAGUGACAAUGCUACAACCAAAGACUGUCACUGACAGUAAGUAAAUGAAUUUGAACACAACUAUUUAGCUAACUGCCCUUCAAAAUCAUUUAUUCUCAACCACAAUGUUGUAGCUAACACAGCUAAAUAGCUAACUAGCCAACUGGCCUUGUAAUUAGCGAAUAUACUACAAUAUUAGACUAGGAAUUCUUAGCGAUUGAGUUUACUGGGCACAAAGAAUUGUGAAUCCAAGAUGGCCGCCUCCAUUACAUUCCAGUGCUCAGCCACACUAUGAAGUUUUAUUUAUGUUUAAAGACAACAGAAAGGAAAAUAAUUUUAUAGAUUUGAUGAUAGAUUUUGUGUUUGGUCUGCCUGGGUUAUGUGUGUUACUGUAGCUUCGUACCUCCAGUGCAAAUAACUCAACAUUAAAGACAUUAGUUUGAAAUGGGGGAUUGUAUUUAAAUUCUAUUUUUACUACAAUUUUAUUUAUAAAGAUAGAUGUUUGGUUCAAAUUAGGGAUCAGUGCAUUUGUCACUGAAUGCGUAAGGGCUGUAUGAUAUGACAAAAUUUCUUGCUAACGUUCGGCAAACGGUGUGUUAUAAUCACAAACUUUGUUGACUUGAAUGGGACUUUGGACCCAGAGAUUACCUCAUUAGUGAUUUGUGUGUGGAAACUCUGAUGAUAUUUCUGUGGACAGUUUUAGGUGUUGGGAUUUUAAUGUACGUGACCUUGACUGCAAAAAUCUCUUGUCAGGGUGUUAAAGAACUAAAGUUGCCGUUUUGCUUGACAUAUAGUAUAUAAACAAAAGUUUGUGGAGACCUGAGCGUAGCACAUUUAGCUGUUAAAAUAAGCUGAAAAAUUCAUCCCAAAAGUGUUCAAUAGGGUUUGGAGCUCUAUAAGAGGAGAUCUUCCUCUCCAACCCAUUUGUUCAUGGAGCUGGCUUUGUGAACAGAAGCAUUGUCAUGCUGAAACGGGUUUGGGUCUCCUAGUCAAGUCAAGUGACGGGAAUGCUAAUGCUACAACAGCUAAAGACGUUCUAUAAAAUUUUUGGGGUGUCCCAAUACUUUUAGUUUUAUAAUGUAACUAAGACUGGACUCAAACUAGCCCUGGAUUUAGGCCGAUCAAAUCCAUCGCAUAAGGAACCAAAGCCAUAAUUUCCCUACAUACUAUAUUCAUGUAGCACGGGAAGUGUGGAACAAACUGUUCAACUAUAAUUUAUAUACUGUGUGUGUAUGAAAAAGAUGAAGUAUAUAUUUUUUAAUAUUGUAUUUAUGUAUUUUUAGGAAAGCUAUUCUGAUGUGUGUGUGAGAAUCUGUUGCUUUUUAACAAACUGCAUUGACAUCUAAUGACAUUUGCCGUUAUGAAGGGGUGAAUUACACUUAUCUUAUUUAUAUAACUGUACUGGGGCCCUGCAGUGCAGCUCGGCAGUGCUUGAAUUCAAACUCACCACCUGAUGAUGGGAAAUCGCACAUCUUAAACACUGAGCUGAGAUUUCCCCACUGCAUAAUCCAGAUCAUCAUAAUCUCUACUGUAUAUUCCAGUAUCAUCUGCACUACUGUAGGAAAUAAGAGUAUUUCAUGAGUAUUUUCAGUCAACCUGCACAUAAACAAAAAAUCAUCAUAAAAUGAUAACAUUAUUUUACAUUAUAUUCAGGAAUUCUACUGUUUUUUAAUUGCUUAUUGUGUUGACGGCUUUUAUUUCGCUCCUUUCAGACAUGAAUGUUUCAAACUUUAUGAUCAGUUCUGAAGAGAAAAAUCUCUGAAAUUGGUUUUUAUGUUCGUUUAUUGCCGUUUUUUACAUUUAUAAUAAAAAAUAAGUGAGACAAUUGGGCUUUUUUAUGAUAUUUACAAUUGUAAUAUGCCAUUGUUAUUUUAUUUGUAAAGAAACACCUAGUUUUUUUAUGGUUUUUGAGACAUUAUUUAUAUGCAACAACCAGGGUAAAAGCCAGAAACAUCGAAACUGGAGUGUUAUCACCAGUAGCAGGGAAAGUUGAAGAGUAGAGGGUGAAGGGAACCAACAUGGCUUCCAUUCCAUACUUUCAACAUCAUACAAUUCCAUCUGGACUGCGUAGCAUACAUCCGAACUCUUUAGAGUAUUUAGAGAGCAAACAGUCGUCUGGAGUGACGUCUAUCAUGGAAUGUUCUGCCCAGUAACUGCACUUAAAUCCUACUGAACUGCUCUGGGAUGAAGUGGAUCAAAAAGAAAGCACCAUCCAGUGAAGAACAAGUUUGGCAAAGUUUUAUUAAAACACACCAAAGUAUUUCAGCUUAAUGUUUGGAGAAACGAACUGAGAGUGUGCAAAGCUGUUCUUCAUGCUAAGAGAGGAUUUUACAAUGAAAAUAAAGGUGGAACAUCUGGAGAUUUAUAGAUUUGUUUGGUCAAAGGAAAUCAACUGUUACAUUACUGGGUUUGUUGUAUAGAAACUAAAGGAACAUUCAUGUGUCUCUUGGAAACCAUAAAACAUGAGGGGUUUCCACACUUUUGACAGUAACUGUAUGGAUGUUGUCUUUUCAUGUCCACUGAAACUGUUUUUCAGCAGUAAAUUGCACAUCAUUGCAAAACUAAA